AUGACAAAUUUAAGAUCGCAACUAUUUUUUGUUAUUCUAUCUGUCAUUUCUAUUUUUCAUCUUUGUGGCGCAAUCUCUUCUUGCAAUGGGCCAUGUCACACUCUAAACGAUUGUCAAGGAAAAUUGAUUUGCAUAAAUGGAAUAUGCCAGGAUGAUCCUAACCUUGGCACACACAUUUGUUCCGGCGGUGGAGGAGGAUCAGGUCCACCAUCUUCCGGCAACGGUUGUCAUUCAAUUGGAAACUUGAACUGCAAGGGAAAAUCCUUUCCCCAAUUCAAAUGCUCGCCUCCAGUGACAUCUUCUACUCGAGCCGUGCUGACAAAUAACGACUUUACCAAAGGUGGGAGUGGAGGGGACCCGUCAGAGUGCGAUGGGAAGUUCCAUGAUAACUCUGACCCAAUAGUGGCGUUGUCCACAGGUUGGUACAAUGGGGGUUCGAGAUGUGGGAAAAUGAUCCAGAUUACGGCUCAAAAUGGAAGGUCGGUGUUGGCUAAGGUGGUGGAUGAGUGUGAUUCCGUGAAUGGAUGCGACAAAGCGCAUGCUCAUUUGCCACCGUGUCACAAUAAUAUUGUGGAUGGCUCAGAUGCUGUAUGGCAUGCUUUGGAACUUGAUAUAGAUGUGGGCGAAAUACCUGUUACCUGGUCUGAUGCUUAG
This is a messenger RNA of Benincasa hispida (wax gourd), 654 nucleotides long. Its product is annotated as kiwellin-like. The record is from RefSeq and is a predicted model, not a curated record. NCBI's taxonomy places the organism in Eukaryota, Viridiplantae, Streptophyta, Magnoliopsida, Cucurbitales, Cucurbitaceae.